CUCUCUCUCUCUCUCUCUUUCUCUCUCUCUCUCUCUCUCUUUCUCUCUUUCUGUCCCCCAGUGCCCAGCCAGCCUCCUCAGAAUGUGCGUGCGAUCACGGUGACGUCGGACGAGGCGGUGAUCACGUGGUCGGAGCCUCCGCGCAUGACGCUGAACGGCGUCCUGAAGGGCUACCGCGUGGUGUACUGGUCCCUCUACCCCGACGGAGGUGGGUGCUGCUGGGGCCAGGCACGGGGCGUCACGCAGAAGUGGGGGGAGAUGCAGAACAUCACCACCACCCGUGAGCAGGUGGAGCUGAAGGGGCUGGAGAAGUUCACCAACUACAGCAUCCAGGUGCUGGCCUACACCCAGGCUGGGGACGGGGUCCGCAGCAACGUCCUCUACAUACAGACACGGGAGGACCACCCAGGUCCUCCUGCGGGCAUCAAGGCUGUGCCCGCCUCUGCCUCCAGUGUGGUGGUGUCCUGGCUCCCCCCAAACAAGCCCAAUGGUAUCAUCCGCAAAUACACCAUCUACUGCUCCAGUCCCGGAUCAGGCCAACCGCGCUCCUCUGCCCGCCUGCCUGCUGAGACGUGGAGAGAGAGUGAGAAAGCCCCUAGUGAGUAUGAGGCGAGUCCAGAGGUGUUGUUCUACCGCAUCACGCACCUGAACCGCGGUCAGCAGUACCUCAUCUGGGCGGCAGCCGUCACCACUGCCGGUCGCGGCAACAUCAGCGAGAAGGUUACUGUGGAGCCUGCUGGCAAGGCGCCGGCUAAGAUCCUGUCGUUCGGCGGCACGGUGACCACUCCGUGGAUGAAGGAGGUCAGGCUGCCCUGCAGCUCAGUGGGAGAGCCCACGCCAACCAUCAAGUGGACCAAAGACAGUGAGGACUCAGCCAUCCCAGUCUCCCAGGACGGCCACCGGCUCAUCAUGUCCAACGGUACCCUCGUGCUCCGCUCGGUCAAAGCAGAGGAUUCUGGGUACUACACCUGCACGGCCACCAACACCCUGGGCUUCGACACCAUCCUCGUCAACCUGGUGGUGCAAGUACCCCCUGACCAGCCACGUCUGACUGUCUCCACCACCUCCACCUCCUCCAUCACUCUGGCCUGGAUCCCUGGAGACAAUGGAGGAAGCUCCAUCAGAGGCUUCGUGCUACAGUACUCAGUGGACAACACGGAGGAGUGGCGCGACGUGUUCAUCAGCUCUAGCGAGCGCUCCUUCAAGCUGGACAACCUGCGCUGCGGCACCUGGUACAAGGUCAAGCUGGCCGCCAAGAACAGCGUCGGGGCGGGACGCAUCAGCGAGAUCAUCGAGGCCAAGACCCACGGGAGAGAGCCCCAGUUCAAUAAGGACCAGCCUCUGUUCACGCACAUCAACUCGACGCACGCGCGGCUCAACCUGCAGGGCUGGACCAGCGGGGGCUGCCCCAUCAACGCCGUCCUGCUGGACUUCCGGCCCAAGGGCACGUGGGCGUGGCAGAGCGUGCGCACCAACGCCUCGGCGGACAUCUUCCUGGCAGAGCUGCGUGAGGCCACCUGGUACGAGCUCAAGAUGAAGGCCUGCAACAGCGCCGGCUGCGGAAACCAGACCUCGCAGUUCGCCACGCUCGACUACGACGGCAGUACCAUUCCUCCCAUCAAGUCUGCGCGUGGGGAGGGCGACGACGUGAAGAAGCUGUUCUCCAUCGGCUGUCCCGUCAUCCUGGUCACCCUGGGCAUGGCUCUGCUCUUCAUCAUCCGCAAGAAACGCAAGGAGAAGAGACUCAAGAGACUGAGAGAUGCCAAGAGCCUGGCUGAGAUGCUGAUCAGCAGUAAGAACAAUCGCAGCUUUGACACCCCAGUGAAGGGACCCCCCCAAGGACCGCGACUCCACAUCGACAUCCCCCGAGUACAGCUCCUCAUCGAGGACAAGGAGGGGAUCAAACAGAUUGGUGAGGACAAGGCCACCAUACCAGUGACAGACACAGAGUUCAGCCAAUCAGUGAACCCGCAGAGCUUCUGCACAGGCGUGUCUGUACAUCACCCCGCCCUCAUCCAGAACACUGGCCCUUUGAUUGACAUGUCAGACAUCAGACCAGGCACAAACCCAGUGUCAAGGAAGAGUGUGAAGUCGGCCCACAGCACACGGAACCGCUACUCCAGCCAGUGGACCCUGACCAAGUGCCAGGCCUCCACGCCGGCGCGCACCCUCACCUCCGACUGGCGCACCGUGGGCUCACAGCACGGCAUCACCGUCACCGAGAGUGACAGCUACAGCGCCAGCCUGUCACAAGACACAGAUAAGGGUCGCAACAGCAUGGUGUCGACGGAGAGCGCCUCCUCCACCUACGAGGAGCUGGCGCGGGCCUACGAGCACGCCAAGCUGGAGGAGCACCUGCAGCACGCCAAGUUCGAGAUCACCGAGUGCUUCAUCUCCGACAGCUCGUCCGACCAGAUGACCACGGGCACCAACGACAACGCGGACAGCAUGACGUCCAUGAGCACGCCGUCCGAGCCAGGCAUCUGCCGCUUCACAGCCUCCCCGCCCAAACCGCAGGACUACGACCGUGGCAAGAACGUCGCCGUGCCUAUCCCACACCGUGCCAACAAGAGUGAGUGGACAGAAGAUAUCAGAAGGCCGUGUAGAAAUAAGAGUGACUACUGCAACCUUCCCCUCUACAUGAAGACGGAUCCGUUCUUCCGCAAACAGGCGGAGCUGCACGACCCGUGUCCGGUGGUGCCGCCGCGCGAGGCGUCCAUCCGCAGCCUGGCGGCGCGGGCCUACCACACACAGGGCCGGCACAUGACCCUGGACUCGUCCAAGCAGCAGGCGCUCACCCUGGCCCACGCGGGCCUCAGCAGCCUCACCAGCUCUGGUUCGGCCUCCAUCUCGUCCGGACCGCCCUCCCUCAGCGCCACGGGAAGCAGCUCCACGGUGGGCGGGCCGAGCGGGGCGGUGGGGAGCAGCGGCGGCGGCGGCGCCUGCGGGGCCUCGGGAGGAAGCGGACCCAGCUCCGGGACCUCCACGCUCCCCCAGAGGACUCUCACCAUGCCUGGCUCCGGCUCGGCCCAGAGCGCGGCGGCAGCGGCGGCCGCGGCAGCAGCGGCAGCCGCCGCCUCGGCGUCCGGCUCCGGGGCCUCCGGCCAGAACCCCACCUCUUCCACCAAGGUGGGCGGCUCCAGAGACUCUCUGCUAGAGAGCAGCUCGUCCGGGCUGGGCAGACUGCAGAAGCAGAGCGCCGGCGCCUACUCCAAGUCCUACACGCUGGUGUAG
Molecule: messenger RNA, 3234 nt
Organism: Clupea harengus (Atlantic herring)
Lineage: Eukaryota; Metazoa; Chordata; Actinopteri; Clupeiformes; Clupeidae
Gene: dscaml1
Product: Down syndrome cell adhesion molecule-like protein 1 homolog
Exons: 17
Coding region: 145-3234 (1029 amino acids)
Biological process (GO): dendrite self-avoidance; homophilic cell-cell adhesion; axon guidance
Cellular component (GO): plasma membrane; axon
Molecular function (GO): cell-cell adhesion mediator activity
Source: RefSeq, a predicted model, not a curated record